This is a messenger RNA of Gorilla gorilla gorilla (western lowland gorilla), 610 nucleotides long. RefSeq names its product H2B clustered histone 1 (gene H2BC1). The coding region runs from base 173 to 556 and encodes 127 amino acids. The transcript has a single exon. The record is from RefSeq and is a predicted model, not a curated record. NCBI's taxonomy places the organism in Eukaryota, Metazoa, Chordata, Mammalia, Primates, Hominidae. Gene Ontology annotation, cellular component: nucleosome. Gene Ontology annotation, molecular function: protein heterodimerization activity; DNA binding; structural constituent of chromatin.
UGUUCGUUUACUUGGCGAGGCUUGGAGCUGAGGUCAGUUUGGAGGUGUUUAAUACCGAAGAACUGUUUAACGUUGGAAAGAGCUGUUGAACACCGGAAAGUGCUGUGUAACACUGAAGAACCGUGUAGCCCUGGAAAAGAACCGUGUGACGCUGCAGAAGUGUGUGGUAGUUAUGCCGGAGGUGUCGUCUAAAGGUGCUAUCAUUUCAAAGAAGGGCUUUAAGAAAGCUGUCGUUAAGACCCAGAAGAAGGAGGACAAAAAACGCAGGAGGACCCGUAAGGAGAGUUAUUCCAUUUAUAUCUACAAGGUGCUAAAGCAGGUCCAUCCGGACACUGGCAUCUCUUCCAAAGCCAUGAGUAUUAUGAAUUCCUUCGUCACUGAUAUCUUUGAGCGUAUAGCGAGCGAGGCAUCACGUUUGGCUCACUACAGCAAGCGCUCCACCAUCUCUUCCAGAGAGAUUCAGACAGCAGUGCGCUUGCUACUGCCGGGAGAGCUGGCUAAACAUGCCGUGUCUGAGGGCACCAAGGCUGUCACUAAGUACACCAGCUCCAAAUAAGCCUGCUAAGUAAACGUUAUUUCUAACCCAAAGGCUCUUUUCAGAGCCACUUAA